AUGGUCAAAUAUCCGCAAGAUAUUGAUAAUGAAGGAUAUGAGACUAGGCACGGAGCAUUUGGGGUUGCCUAUUUGAAGGAUAUGACGGAUAAGGAAACGCUUGCGUCGGUGACACCGACGUGGCACGCUCCGGAUCGUCCGAUGGGACAGAUGGACGGCCGAGAUUCAAUCUCGGCAAAGCAAACAGUGUUUGACACCAAAAUGUGGGCCGUUAGAUCAAAGUGUCGGUUUGAUCGGAGCCGUUGA
This is a messenger RNA of Dovyalis caffra, 246 nucleotides long. The record is from the annotation of a GenBank genome assembly. Lineage: Eukaryota; Viridiplantae; Streptophyta; Magnoliopsida; Malpighiales; Salicaceae.